AUGGCAGAAGAGCAAGAUGCCACUGCCAGCGUCGAUACUGGUUCCACCCAUGAAACAUCAGGCCAAUCUGCAGCUACUCCGUCGGCAUUCAUUGUUGAAUGCAGACGCUAUACUGACCUCGAGCUCGCGCGAUCGGCCUACGACAACUUGUUGUUAUCCUUCCUCAAAAGUCACACAGGCCGGAUCUACAUGAAGCCUUGGUGGCUGCUGGUGCUCAAUUUCCUUGCCCAGUAUGUCGUUGUGUAUCUGUUGUGGCAGAAGAUUAACGGAUCUGAGCGGGAUGCGGACGUGGUCCUGCUCGACCGCUUUGGGGGCCAAGGAACUAGCUUGUGCUUCGAGGUGACGGCUGGCGUUGGGCCCUUCAAUCCUGGACGAUCAGGCUUGAGUUGCUCCUCCGAUGAGGUCGUGCUGCUGACUAAUUUCAGCAUGCUGGACUUGGACGGGGAUGGACAUUGGACUUAUGACGAGGCUGAGCGACUGGACGCCCAAUAUGCAAGCGCGACCAGGCGCCAUGUCGAUAUGUCUUUGGUGUAUCAAAGGGUCUUCAAAGCCUUCUCAGCAAAUGCUGACGGCCUGGUUCUGCCGUGUGAAAUCAACGAUACGCUUCAAGCGUUCUGGAAAGAAGACGGCUUCUGGUAUGAUGCACGGCUUGAAGCACUCGAUAGUAGCGAAUAUGCCCUGGUGUGGUACUUCGAUGACAACGGUACAUCUUACGUCAAGAAGAGUGAGCUGCGUAAGACGGAGGGCGACUCGUUUUUCAAGUGCAGUUUGCCGAAGUGCAUUGACACGGAUGCGGGGGCCCUCGACUCUGACGGGUCCACUUGCAUAGAUUAUGAGACCUUCUUCGGUGAAUGUGGCGAGGGCCGCUACGACGAUGCAGACUUCCAUGUAGACAAGCUUUGCUGUCUGUGUGGGGGCGGCACGACGAGUCUGACGCUGGCUGGAAUUGGCCAUUUGCCUGUCAACGUGUCCAUGGACCAGAUGACACAGCCUCCGCAGCCAGGGCAGCCAGAGUCGGGGUAUAGGAGCUGUGUCCAAGAAGCGCAAAGCAGCCAAAGUCAGGCAGCCUGCAUUCGGGAAUUCACUUUCUUCCCCAAGGCCUUAUAUGAGAGAGAGCUCGCACCAUUCGUUGCCUUUUGCCUCUUGCCGGACCCAGAUCUUUGUGGCGGUGUGGAAGGCGAUAAGUUCCCGAUCUAUUGGAACAACUCGAGACCUUUCUCCAAGCCUGUGCUGUUCCAAGAAUUGGGCAUCGAUUGGCUGGGCGACAUCAACACUGUGGAGAUAUGCAGACGAACCGUUACGUCUUUCUGCCCCAAGCUGUUCACGAUCCAAACUAACCAUUUCAAGGAGGAAAGGAACGAUGUUUGCGGGGCCAAGUCAAGCCGAAUCGAAGGCAAGAGGAGGACCGUGGCCUACGAGGCCAGCACGCUGUUCAAUGACCCGAAGUUCGGCCUCACCUCCAUGAAGUUUCGCAUGUUCCUGCUGCUGAUUGUGUUCCUUUGGGGUCUGGCGGCGGUGGAAGAAACCCGCCUCAUCCUGAUUUGGUGGAACGUGCUUCUGACUCUUCCAACCCGACAAAAGGGCGAGCAUUGUCUCAUGGGAAAGGUGGAAGAUGAGCACGGCGAGGACGAAUUGGAGGUAUGUGGCAUCCAUCGUCGCAGCCGCAUCAUAAAUAUCUUGUUGAACCUGGGCCCGCGGUCGGUGCUGCAAUGCUUGAUCUUUUAUGUUGGAAUCAAGUAUCUCUUAUCGGUCCGGAACGUCUCUGACUUGAUCCUGAACAGCCUGGCAUUGACCUUCCUUGUCACGGUGGAUGAGAUGCUCUUCGAGGCUUUCGCUUCCGAGACAGAUGCAGCACUUCUCCGGAGAUGCAAGCCGAUUCACGGCUGGUCCAUUGCCUUCGUGGACCGGAUUCUGAAGCGGACACGUUCGACGGUAGGUCUAUGGAUCUUCACCCCGAUCUUGAUCGUAAUCUGCUUCUUCGUGAUCGAAGAUUCAGCAGACACCGUGAAAAAGGCACGUGCCACCUUCUGUCUUUGUGACAUCCUGGGCGAGGACCUGUGGAUGCACCGGGACGUCCCAGUACAGGGCAGGUGGGCCAUGGCGCAAGAGAAGAAAGUGAUGAGAAGCCCCAGGAUCCCACGGAGCCCGAAGAUACCAAAAGUGAAGAGCCCGAAGAUCCGGGUCCGCGACACGACAGCUGCCAAGGCAAAGGUCAAGAAGGACCACAAGGAGAAGCCAAAAACAGGCGGUAGAAGCAAGGAGAAGAGGCUCCUUUCUCUGAACCGGAAAAUCUUUCUUGCGAUCCGCUGUGUCGUCCCUGGCGAAUCUACUGUUUCCAGCACGGGCAUCUGCGUGGAGGAGAAGGCCAUUCUCCGAGAUGUUCUGGACUGCUGGGCGUCUGGAAUCUUUGGCGGCUCUCCGUUGCCGAAGGAGGACCCGCGCCAUUUGGCAGACAAGACUGUGAGGGCGAGGGUCGCGCCGAAGAACCUGCACACCAUCAGGAAAGAUAUCUUCCGGGCAAAGCUUGGGCUCGAUGUCGAGGAAGCCAAGUGGAGCAAGAAGGAGGAGGAGCAGCUGGCUGAUGUCGUCCGACAGCAGCUCAUAGAGGAAGUCUUCCGGGAGGGAUACAGAGAAAGGAUGCAGACGAUGACCCCGCGCGAGCGGGGCGAAUGGUUCAUGCAACAGCAACAAGAGCUGACAACGGCGCUUACGAAGGAGUGGGUGGGGCUCUACGAGGACCUGCAAAGGGGGAAGUUCAAGAAGGAGGAGGACCUGCAGCUUCUGAAGCUUUCGACUCAGCACAAAGGAUACAACUGGGACCAGAUCGCGACAAAGGCUUUCCUGACCCGAAGUCCCUGGCGUUGUUUCUGCCGAUACCAGCAGUCGUUGCACAACACCAUCCAGACGUCGUUCUGGAGCCGGCAGGACAUGCGAAAGUUCUUUGAGUAUGCGGAGGAGAUCGGCUAUGCGGUCGACGGCGAUGACAAGGAGAGGUGCCAAUGGUCCAUUGUCAACGCCCGACUUGGUCCCGGUCGUACCACUCUUCAGUGCUCCAACCUUGUCAGGAAGAUAAAGGCAAAAGACACCCUGAGAGGAGAUGCCCGUGGCACAUAUCACCAAGAGAGGGGUGCCUGGACGGAAUUGCAGUGCAGAUGUCUGACGGUGGCGAUGUGCAUCUUCGGUUGGGAUUGCAACGAGUUCAAAGUUGUGGCGCAGCACGUGCCAAAUCGAAUCGGUGUGGAAGUGGUGUCGCGGUGGAAGUUCUACCAGGACCCGCGCUUGCGCAUGGGGCCUUUCAGCAAGGAAGAGGAUCAGGUCAUCCUGGAUUGGGUGGCGGAGCACCAAAGAUGUGAGUUCUGGGUCAUGAGCCUGGGGCUGAAGAACCGCACCCACCACCAGAUCAAGGCCCGAUUCCGCGAGCUUUGCCCGGAGGAGAGCAACCUCCUGGACCUCAUGAAUGCUACCAGGGCUGCCGUGAUGCCCUUUGGACACAAGUGGCGGGACCGCCGGCGGCCACGCUCGGAGCUUUCAGCAGGCGACUUCCUGAUGCAUCUCAAGGAGGACGAGUCCGGAAGGCUGACGACGGAUGACAAGCGGGCGGACCGGCAUCUCAACCGCAUCAACGAGAUGAGGUUGAAGAUGAUGCAGCAAGCUCAAAUCGGCUUUGAAGGCACGGAACCGGAGCCGGUCCAAGACAUCGCGGUCACUUCGAAGCGCCAGCGAGUAUCAAGGAAGCAGGCCGAAGCUGUGCCAGCCCCGGUGGCUGAGAAACCCGGGCAAGGGGAGACGAAGGAGGAGGAGGAGCAGGAGGAGGAGGUGCCCGAGGUUGCUGGUGACGUUUCUGACCCGUCUGACGACGACGUGCGUGUCUUCGUGCGUCCAAAGGCCGCAGCUCAGGAGAAACGCUUUAGACCGACCUGCGCCUCACGGGCCAAAGAGCCUCGGCUGCGAUCGAAGCGGCUCAAACUGGCCAAAGGCCGAGCCAAGCGGAAGGCGACCCAACCCCCUGAGAUGGUCUAG
Symbiodinium sp. CCMP2456 is the source of this 4020-nucleotide messenger RNA. NCBI's taxonomy places the organism in Eukaryota, Dinophyceae, Suessiales, Symbiodiniaceae. The record is from the annotation of a GenBank genome assembly.